Molecule: messenger RNA, 1166 nt
Organism: Ananas comosus (pineapple)
Lineage: Eukaryota; Viridiplantae; Streptophyta; Magnoliopsida; Poales; Bromeliaceae
Product: patatin-like protein 3
Exons: 1
Coding region: 113-1003 (296 amino acids)
Biological process (GO): lipid metabolic process
Source: RefSeq, a predicted model, not a curated record
AUAAUUUUUGUCCGCGCACAGACACACACACACACACACACUCUCUCUCUAUCUCUCUUUCUCCCUCAAUCUCUAGUACUAGUAGUAGAAAACCACCUCGAAAACCCUAGCAAUGGCGGCGGCGGCGGCGUUGAUCGAUCCGAGCUUCGACGUCGACAAGCUCAGCUACGAGAUCUUCUCCAUCCUCGAGAGCAAGUUCCUCUUCGGCUACGACGAGCCCAAGCUCUUCUCCUCCGCCGCCGCGUCGCUCCCGGAGACCCCGACGAAGACCCCGGCGAGGUGCGCGGCGCCCGCCGGGAGGGUCCGGAUCCUCUCCAUCGACGGCGGGGGCCGCGCCGCCGACGGCAUCCUCGCCGCGGUGGCGCUCUCGCGCCUCGAGGCCUCGCUGCGCGAGAGAUCCGGCGACCCGGGCUCCCGGAUCGCCGACUACUUCGACGUCGCGGCGGGGUCGGGCGCUGGCGGGGUCCUCGCGGCGAUGCUCUUCGCGCGGGGCCCCGACGGGCGCUCGAUGUUCUCGGUCGAGGAGGCGCUGGGGUUCCUCGCGCGGAACCUGCGGAGGGGCGCCCUCUCCGGCGAGAGGAGGCGGGUCCUCCGGGGAAUUUUCCGGCGAUCUUCGCCGGCGGGGAUGUUCCGGCGGGUGUUCGGGGAGGCGACGCUGCGGGACACGGUGGGGCCGGUGCUGAUCCCGUGCUACGACCUGGCGACGGGGGCGCCGUUCCUGUUCUCGCGGGCGGACGCGGUGGAGGGCGAGGGCUUCGACUUCCGCCUCCGCGAGGUGUGCGCGGCGACGUGCGCGGCGGCGGGGGCGGCGGUGGAGAUGAGGUCGGUGGACGGCCGCGCGCGGAUCGCCGCGGUGGGGGCCGGGGUGGCGAUGGGGAACCCCGCGGCCGCGGCGAUCACGCACGUGCUCAACAACAAGCGCGAGUUCCCCCUGGCCGCCGGGGUCGAGAACCUCCUCGUCGUCUCCCUCGGGUGCGGCGAGGCCAUGCGCGCUCAAGCGUAGCUUUUGCAAUCAGAUCCUAAAAUUUAUUAUUUAUUUCAAUUAAAUUUAUAUUGUUAAAAUUUCGAGGACGUAGUUAUAUAAAAAGACCGACAUGUCAUGUAACAAUUGUAUUAAAAGAUAAAUCGAAAUCAUUUUUAGAUCAAUCUAAGAUUUAGAUUCAUAU